UCAAUUGCUCCCCAUUCCUCAUUUUGCUUAAGCGAUUCAGAGAUAUCAUCAUCAACAGCUGCUUUGCGUUUCUCAGAGAACACAUCAGAACAAUUCGCGCAAUUCAAAACGAUGACGACCAUAGAGAUGAGAGUUCACAUGGAUUGCCCCGGAUGUGAGAGCAAGAUUAGAAAAGCUCUUCUCAAGCUUAAAGGAGUGGAGAAUGUAGAGAUCGACAUGGAGAUGCAGAAAGUGACAGUGACUGGAUGGGCGGAGCAGAAGAAGGUUCUAAAGACGGUCCGAAAGGGCGGAAGAAGGGCCGAGAUAUGGCAGCUCCCCCACAAUCCUCACUACCAAAACUUCACCGAUAUUCAGCAGUAUCAGCAGCAACACUCCAUCGGCUAUGCUCCCCAGCCAUCGUCUUCCUACAACUACUACAAACAUGGAUACGAUUACGGCCACGCUCCUGCUCAAUCCACCAUGCUUGGGCACCACACAGGCGCCGCCUUCAGCGAUGAGAAUCCUCAUGCUUGUUCCAUCAUGUAGAGCCAUAUAUAUAUAACACGAUUCUGUAACGUGUGUGUGUAAUAUAAUUUGUCGAUGGCUUCAUCAAAUUUUAAUUGUGUUUUCAUCAGUAUCUAGUGUUAAUAAUUAUUCUAUUACAUAUGAAGUGGCUUUUCAUUUUCUUUUUAUUUUUUUUAUAACAAUAUGUA
Messenger RNA from Diospyros lotus (date-plum), 692 nucleotides. Its product is annotated as heavy metal-associated isoprenylated plant protein 28. Bases 112 to 525 code for a protein of 137 amino acids. The transcript is spliced from 3 exons. Lineage: Eukaryota; Viridiplantae; Streptophyta; Magnoliopsida; Ericales; Ebenaceae. Gene Ontology annotation, molecular function: metal ion binding. The record is from RefSeq and is a predicted model, not a curated record.